Salvia miltiorrhiza (redroot sage) is the source of this 985-nucleotide messenger RNA. RefSeq names its product fatty acid desaturase 4, chloroplastic-like. Bases 29 to 772 code for a protein of 247 amino acids. The transcript has a single exon. Lineage: Eukaryota; Viridiplantae; Streptophyta; Magnoliopsida; Lamiales; Lamiaceae. The record is from RefSeq and is a predicted model, not a curated record.
UUGUCAACACUCUCUCUCUUUCUCUAACAUGGAGCUUAAACACGCAACGCAAAACCUAAAUGAAGACAGUAAUUGGCCCAUCACCACCUUCGCUCACCGUGCAUGCUUCGCCGCUGGCUGCGCCGCUGUGCUAUUCUCGAUAGCCAAAUCCCUACUACUGAUGAACGCCGCCGUUGCUCCACAGCCAUGGCUGGAGUCCACUAUCGCCGCCAUGGCGGCCUACUUGGCGGCGGACCUAGGCACCGGCAUCUAUCAUUGGGCCAUAGACAACUACGGCAGCGCCCAAACUCCGAUCUUCGGCCCCCAAAUCGUGGGUUUCCAAGGCCACCACCAUCGCCCCUCGGAAAUCACAAAAAUGCAUGUAGUCUACAACGUCUACAUUACUGCCGCCGCCGUAGCAGCCGUAGCGAUACCCAUAAACUUAUUAUGCAGCGAUCCGGUUUUGCUGUUAUUUGUGGGCGUGUUUGCAGGGUGCGUCAUGUUCAGCCAGCAGUUCCAUGCAUGGGCCCACACCCCAAAGGGGAGGCUGCCGCCGCUGGUGGCGGCCAUCCAGGACGCCGGGAUCAUCUUGAGGCGGGCUGACCACGCCGCGCACCACCGCGCUCCCUUCAACACCAAUUACUGCAUCGUUAGCGGAGUGUGGAAUAGGGUUUUGGAUUGGUCCAAGUUCUUUGUGGCGCUGGAGGUGGUGGUGGCGGCGGCCCUCGGCCACCAGCCGCGGUCGUGGAGUAACCCCACCUCAGAUUGGACUGAAAAUUCAGCGAUGAAUUAAAACGGAGGUGUUAUAUGGAGUAUGAAAUAAUGAAGGAUGUAGUUUAUUUUUUAUAUUAUAUUCAUUUCUUUAUAUUUUUUUAAUUUAUUAUUUCAGUUUUACUUAAUUUUUUUUUUAUAUUUUUACAAUAAUAAUUUUAUGAAAUAAUGAAGGGAUGUAUGUAGCCAACUAAACUAUAUAACAUUAUUCUUUUUAGGGCUAAUUGCCUGUAAA